Hansenula anomala is the source of this 2043-nucleotide messenger RNA. Its product is annotated as dipeptidyl-peptidase III. Gene Ontology annotation, cellular component: cytoplasm. The record is from RefSeq and is a predicted model, not a curated record. Gene Ontology annotation, molecular function: dipeptidyl-peptidase activity; metalloexopeptidase activity. Gene Ontology annotation, biological process: proteolysis. Lineage: Eukaryota; Fungi; Ascomycota; Saccharomycetes; Phaffomycetales; Wickerhamomycetaceae. The transcript has a single exon. Bases 1 to 2043 code for a protein of 680 amino acids.
AUGUCAUCUACAAACAUUGAUAUCAGCAAUUUCCAUGCUGACGCUAAAGCUCCUAUUGUUUCAUUAACCGCUAAAUCUUUCUUUGAUCAAUUGACUGACAAAGAACAAAAAUAUGCUCAUUUUUUUUCAAAAGCUGGUCAUUGGGGUUCAAGAAUUGUGCUAAGACAAGUUUCUCAUGAAUCUGAACCUAUUUUUGAUUUGAUUUUACAAAUUCACAAGAAUUUGAAGUCCGAUUAUUCAAGUUUGAAAAUUGAUGAAGAUGUUACAAAAGGUUACUUGGAAUAUGCAUCUCAAUUCUUGAGUAAUUUAGGUAAUUACAAAUCUUUUGGUGAUAAAAAAUUCAUCCCAAGAAUCUCUGUUGAAGAUUUUGAAAAAAUUGUUAAAUUGUCAAACUCUGAUUUAGAUUUGUUCAAUAAAAUCAAAGAACCAUUAUAUUCAAUUGAUGAAAAAUCUGCUCUAUUAGGAUUUCCAAGUGAUGGUCAUGUUUCUGGUUAUUACUUUGGAGAUGUUUCAAAGAAAAACAUUGAUUUGAUCAAAAAAGUUUUAGCAGACCAUAAAGUCUUGUAUGAAAACUUGAGAGUUAAAAAGAUUAGUGAAACUGAAUUCAUCAUUUUAGUUGCAUCUGAAUUGACAAAUAAUAAAACUUCAUAUCCAAAUGAAAUUGAAGCUGAUGGUAUCAAAUUAACUUUGAAGUUUGGUGAUCAUUCAAAAGAAUUUACUAAAAUCAUUGAAAAUUUCAAAGAGGCUAAAGAUGUUGUUGCCAAUGAAACUCAAUCUAAAAUGAUUGAUGCUUAUGUUGAAUCUUUUGAAACCGGAUCAAUUGAUGCCCAUAAAGAAUCACAAAAAUACUGGGUUAAAGAUAUUUCCCCAGUCAUUGAGACUAAUGUUGGUUUCAUUGAAACUUAUAGAGAACCAGGUGGUGUAGCUGGUGAAUGGGAAGCUUUAGUUUCAAUUCAAAACAAAGAACGUACUUUGAAAUUCCAAAAUUUGGUUAAUAGUGCAGAAAACUUCAUCAAAUUAUUACCAUGGACAAAAGAAUACGAGAAGGAUAAAUUUCAAGCACCUGAUUUCACUUCUUUAGAAGUUUUAACAUUUGCAGGUUCUGGUAUCCCAGCUGGUAUUAACAUUCCAAACUAUGAUGAUAUCAGAUUAAACAUUGGGUUUAAAAAUGUCUCAUUAGGUAACAUUUUGAAUGCCAAAUCUGGUAAAGAACCAAUCACUUUUAUUCAUGAUGAUGAUUAUGAGUUGUUUAACAAAUAUCGUAAUGAUUCAUUUGAGGUUCAAGUUGGUAUUCAUGAACUUUUAGGUCACGGAUCAGGUAAAUUACUAAGUGAAUUACAUGAUGGUUCUUUCAAUUAUGAUCAUUCUAAUCCUCCAAUAGGUAUUGAUGGUAAACCAGUCACUACUUUCUAUAAAAAAGGUGAAACUUGGGGCUCAAAAUUCGGCUCAUUAGCUGGUGCGUAUGAGGAAUGUAGAGCUGAGGUUAUUGCUUUGUAUUUGAUCACAAAUGAAGAGUUGUUGAAAAUUUUCGGCUUUGAUUCUAAAGAAGAUCAAGAUGCAAUCAUUUAUUCAGGUUUCUUGCAAAUGUCAAGAGCUGGUUUAUUGGCUUUAGAAUUCUGGGAUCCUUCUUCUCAAAAAUGGGGUCAACCUCACAUGCAAGCUAGAUAUUCAAUUUUGAAAACUUUAUUAAAUGCUGGGUUAGUUGAAUUAGUUUACACUAAAGAAGAUUACAGUGAUUUAUAUGUCAAAUUGGAUAAAUCAAAAAUUGAAACUAUUGGUCAUGAAGCCAUUAAAGAUUACUUGAGACAUUUACAUAUCUAUAAGGCUUCUGGUGAUGUUGAAAAUGGUUCUAAUUACUUCAUUGAUAGAUCUUCUGUUACACCAGAGUUGGCUAAAUUUAGACCAGCCGUUUUAAAGGCCAGACUACCAAGAAAACAAUUUAUUCAAGCAAACACAGAAAUUAUUGAUGGUAAAGUUGUUUUGAAAGAAUAUGAAGAAUCUGAAGUUGGUAUGAUUCAAAGUUUUGUUGAAAGGGAAUUGUGA